UGCCGCCGCCAUUUUUUCAGAGACUUUCAUCCGGCAGCCGACGGGGCUUUUUUUCUUAAAGGAGAAGCGACAGCUCAAAAAAAUUUCCCCUUUCUCUCCGCAAGACCUAGCGGCGCUGGGGACAGAAAGGCCACAGACAGGAGAGUGGGAUCAGGGUGGAGGAAGAAGAACGCCGAGGCUACUUCCGCGGCUUAAGGAAGAAAGCUAGAAAGAGCCCUUGCGGCAUUAGCAGCUCCUUAGGGAGGCAGGUGCGCGCGCAGCCAGUUCAGGGUGCGCGCCAGGAGGGGAAAGAGGUGCGUUUUCUUCCCACUAAUCUCCUCGCGAGACCUGACCCUCCCACUGCCCCUCGCGCGCGUUGAGCUUCGGAGGUGGGGAAAAAAAAAGGUCACUUUGGGAUUGUCGCGAGACGCAGCCGUUUAACGGUGAGAACGGGUGCGCGGGGAAGGAAACCUCGCGCGUUCCCUCGGAGCCGUUUCCUGAUUGGCUGAAGAAAGGGGUGGAGGCGGGAACCCGGUACGCCGCUGCGCGAGAGACUGUGAGGGGCGGGGCGAAGGAGCUGUUCCUCCUCUCCGAUUGGCCCGCUGUGCGCCUGUGGCGGGCGCGCGCGCGCCGCCAGCAGUAGCGGGCUUUGAGUGGCAGGGGGCGGGGGGGGCGCCCUCGGAGACGGGCGGAGGGGAGGGGGGGAAAAAGAGGAGCGCAGUGAGUGAGCCGAACGCUCCGGGGGGCGGGGGGGAGCAGCGUCGCGGCCGCCGCCGCCUCCGCCUCCGCCGCCUGGGAUUAGGGGGUGGGGGACGGACGAGUCCCGAUGCCGGGGGAGACGGAAGAGCCGAGACCCCCGGAGCAGCAGGACCAGGAAGGGGGAGAGGCGGCGGCGGCGGCCAAGGCGGCUCCGGAGGAGCCCCAACAACAGCCCCCUGAGGAGGCGGCGGUGGCGGCGCCUGCGGGGACCACUACCAGCCGCGUGCUGAGGGGAGGUCGGGACCGGGGCCGGGCCGCUGCGGCGGCCGCCGCCGCCGCCGCUGCCGCUGUGUCCCGCCGGAGGAAGGCCGAGUAUCCCCGCCGGCGGAGGAGCAGCCCCAGCGCCAGGCCUCCCGACGCCCCAGGGCAGCAGUCCCAGGCCGCGAAGCCCCCGUCUCCAGCUCAGGGCAAGAAGAGUCCGCGACUCCUAUGCACGGAAAAAGUAUCAACUAGCAAAGAUCCCAAGGAAGAAAAAGAGGAAGACGAUUCUGCCCUCCCUCAGGAAGCUUCCAUUGCUGCAACUCGGCCUAGUCGGGGCUGGCGCAGUAGUAGCAGGACAUCUGUCUCUCGGCAUCGUGACACAGAGAACACCCGAAGCUCUAGGUCCAAGACUGGCUCAUUGCAGCUCAUCUGCAAGUCAGAACCAAACACAGAUCAGCUUGAUUAUGAUGUUGCAGAAGAACAUCAGUCUCCAGGUGGCAUUAGCAGUGAUGAGGAAGAAGAGGAGGAAGAAGAGAUGCUGAUCAGUGAAGAAGAAAUACCUUUCAAAGAUGAUCCAAGAGAUGAGACCUACAAACCCCACUUAGAAAGGGAAACUCCAAAGCCACGGAGAAAAUCAGGGAAGGUGAAAGAAGAAAAAGAGAAGAAAGAAAUAAAAGUGGAAGUCGAGGUAGAGGUCAAAGAAGAAGAGAAUGAAAUUAGGGAAGAUGAGGAACCUCCUAGGAAGAGAGGAAGAAGACGAAAAGAUGACAAAAGUCCACGAUUACCCAAAAGGAGAAAAAAGCCUCCAAUCCAGUAUGUCCGUUGUGAAAUGGAAGGAUGUGGAACUGUUCUUGCUCACCCUCGCUAUUUGCAGCACCACAUUAAAUAUCAGCAUUUGCUGAAGAAGAAAUACGUAUGUCCCCAUCCCUCCUGUGGGAGACUCUUCAGGCUCCAGAAGCAACUUCUACGACAUGCCAAACAUCACACAGAUCAGAGAGAUUAUAUCUGUGAAUACUGCGCCCGAGCCUUCAAGAGUUCCCACAACCUGGCAGUGCACCGGAUGAUUCACACUGGCGAGAAGCCACUGCAAUGUGAGAUCUGUGGAUUUACUUGUCGGCAGAAGGCAUCCCUUAAUUGGCACAUGAAGAAGCAUGAUGCAGACUCCUUCUACCAGUUUUCUUGCAAUAUCUGUGGCAAAAAAUUUGAGAAGAAGGACAGCGUAGUGGCUCACAAAGCAAAAAGCCACCCUGAGGUGCUGAUUGCCGAAGCUCUGGCUGCCAAUGCAGGCGCCCUCAUCACCAGCACAGAUAUCUUGGGCACUAAUCCCGAGUCCCUGACACAACCUGCAGACGGUCAGGGUCUUCCUCUUCUUCCUGAGCCCUUGGGAAACUCCACCUCUGGAGAGUGCCUCCUGCUGGAAGCUGAAGGGAUGUCAAAGUCCUACUGUAGUGGGACGGAGCGGGUGAGCCUGAUGGCUGAUGGGAAGCUCUUUGUGGGAAGCGGCAGCAGUGGGGGCACUGAAGGGCUGGUCAUGAACUCGGAUAUACUCGGUGCUACCACAGAGGUUCUGAUUGAAGAUUCAGACUCUACUGGACCUUAGUGGAAGGGAAGACUUUGGGCACUGGGACAGCUAAGACUUUGUAUUUAAAAGUUAAAAAGGACAAAAAAAAUUUAAAGCAUUUAAAAUCUAGUAAAAUAACUGAAGGGCCUGCUCUUUCAAUUGUGGAUCACAGCACACACACCACACACACACACACACACACACACACCCAUACACAUAUCCCCUCUACUCCCUCUAUUGUCCCCUUCAUAAAACUGAUGUUGCCUUUAUCAGAAAGCUAGAAGAAGAAGAAGCAACAGCAGCUCUUAAUGUAAGAGUUAUUCUUGUACUCAGUUCCAGCCAGGCAGACUUCUGCUCAUCAACAGAUCCCCUGUUCAACCUCUAACUCUGAUGUGCUCUGGAUCAGCUUCUAACUCUUAAUAGUAUAUUAAUAUCCUCUAAACCCCUCCUCCUUUACUGCUGCCCUGUGGUUCUGGCUUCUACCCCUGCGGCACAUUUAUCUUCAAAAAGUAUCAUAUAAUUCUAAUCUCUUGAGGCUGGCAGCUUGACUUGGCACUUUAGGGCCCCUUAGAGUGAGCUGUUAAAACAGCACACAUCUCUCCUCCCCUUUUCCUCCAUUCCCCUGGGAUUAGGAAAGGGCAGAUACAUGGGGACCUCCCUCCCCCUCUAACCUUCAUCACCUUCCUCAGUCCCCUUCCCCACAGCUCCAUAAGGUUCUCAAUGGUGCUCACUUGCUUGGAAGCAGGCUCCCAACAGGCUGGGGAGCUGCCUUCUACAUGGUCUCUGACCAUAAGACAGCUCUCUGCAUCAGUGAGAUGGUGAGAAAGUCCCAGACUAAUGGCAGAAAUUUGCACUUUGAACAUGUAUGUUUUUGUGUUGUGGAACCUGAGAGUCCUUAUUUAUUAAUGGAAAGUCUGAUUUUUUUUUUUUUUUUUUUUUUUGGUCUUUGUUGCUAUAUUUGGGGGGCUGGGAGAGAUUAGAUUAUUCUGACACGGGGUCCUUUGCAUAAGAGGUACUUAAUAGAAGGCAAGAUAUAAAGUUGAAGAAGCUCAGCCAGCCUCUAAAAUCAUAGCUCUCCAGUGGCCUUUGAAGAACGCUGGUCCUCAGCACUAACAAAAUCACUACAGUAGCCGAGUGCUUUUUCAGAAACCUCUUUAGGGAAGAAUGUUAGGUUUGUGGUAAUUAGUGCUCUUUGAGUUUUUAGAGCAUUGGGAUUUAGGAAUUUUGAGGGAAUCAGGAAGGUUGUUCAGGGUCUGAAUUACAGAUAAAAGAUUUUCUCUUGUGAAUUCAUUUUCUUUUUGUCCCCAGCAUUACUUUAUACAUAGAUUCCCUAUUAGCCCAGCUCUGGCCCCUUGCUCUGCUUUUGCUUUUGCUUUGCUUUUUAUCAUUGGUUCAUUCCAGCUCCCGAUUAGUGAAGGACACUGCCAUCAGUGAAGGAAUGGUCUGAGUCAUACAGUUUUAAGUCAAAGAAGAUUGCUGUUUUGUUUCCCUUUUAAUAAUACUUCAGAAGAAGAAAGAUUUCAACAAAGUGAAUAAUCUGUAUAAUACUUUGGCUUUCCCUGAAAUUCUGGGAAUUAGUACUUCCCGAGAUAGGAAUUUUCAUUCGGUGGAUGACUUAACUACUGUCCAUGGGAAAGACAGUAUUUUUGUACAGCUUAACUCCCAGAAAACUAAAAAAAAAUUGUUUUGGCUCAUUUUUAGAGAAUUAGAAGUGCAGUUUCUAUCCUAUGUACUCAGAAGCUAGAAUUAAAGACUUGCCCUAUUCAUUGUUUGUCAGAAAUGUAUGAUGGCUGUUGGAAAGAAUGAAGUUUUGUUGAGAACAAAAUAAGGAAGAGCUUGUUUUUUCACAAACACUAAAACUACAAAGUUUAUCAAUUUUCUCUUUGAUUUUUUUUUCCCCCCACAGAAGAAGGGUAACAAAAUGUCAUCUCUGAAAGAGGCUCACUUUACACCCACUAAUGUCAGUGAUUGGGAUGCCAGAGAAUAGGGAGGGAAACACCUACAGUGAACAGUCUUAAAUGCACUAUUGUUUCUUUCAGUGUUGCAGAUUUUUCCAUCCUUCCAGGGUGGGGGUAGAAAAUGGAAUAAAGAUAGAAGGGAUAUAGACUAUGCUUUCCUGCCCACAGUAAGGAUUUGAAGUUGACAUUGGUAUGUUGAGUGGAUUUGAAAAUAUUUUCAGAUUGAUUGGAUGGGUGUGUAGCAGAGCUGUUCUACUCCCGUAGCUGGACGUCCUUUUUGUACUGUUUCGCCAGCUAGCAUCUAUAUCCUACACUUACUUACCUCAUGACCUGCCGCAUUUAUCUUGUCCUUUGUCUCCAUAAAUUACAUUCGCAGUGAUUAGUCAUCAGGUAUUUUAGCCACCUACACAAAAGCAAACUGCAUUUAAAAAAAAAGAAAACUUCGCGAGAUUGAGGAACAACAGUAUGUUCUUCCCUCUAUUGCAUUCCUCCUACCAAAAGCAACUGUUUAGUUCUAAAAAUUGGAAACUUUCUCUUUUUUAGUCCUCUUCACAGCUGUGGUUUGCUUGCAGUUUGCUUCAGUAAAUUAUUGUAGCAGUUUGCAAUAAAUUUUAAGGUAUUUUUCAUGGAUUUGGUUUCCCUUUGAGAAAGGGAUGCUAGCAAAGUAGAAUUGCUUUAAGUAAACUGCCUCUACUAGAUUCUCAUCCUCGCUUUUCCUUUCUGCUUCUCAUGCUGUUUACUUCAUUGUCCUUCUUAAGGAACUCUUUUAAUCUUAAAAUCCUGCAUUUCCUACUCUUAGUCAAAUUCUAUUGCCUUUUUAAUAACUCUUCCCACUGCAUAUUCUCCAUCUUGAAUUGGCAAUUCUAAAUUCUGAAAAAUAUACUUGAUACAGGUAUUACUUCUGCAAGAUGUGCUUCCCUCCUUGUUUGUUGUUCCCCAGGGUUAUUUUGCGUAAUUGAGACUUAAUAUACUUCAAAGUUUAGAUAAACACUGGCAAGGAUUACUGGGAGUCAAAAGAUAGACACAGUAAUGUACGGAAAAGCAUCCACAUAGAGCACUUGAACCUCCUUCGUACAUAUUUGGAGAAAGAAAUAUAAAGAGUGUACUAAACCUAACUAAGGUUGUUAGAGUCUGGCUGUUUGAAGUACCAUUUUUCCCUCCUUCUGUCUUUUUCCCACUUUCUUCCAAUGUACUCAAGAAAAUUGAAAAAGUGUAAUGAAUCAAUUUAAAAUAUUUUAUUUCCUAAAAACCUUUUUUGCCUGUCGUAAUAUGCAGGACCCUUCUCCUUUAACGGGAGAGACAGGUAGUUACCUGAAUCUAGGUUGAAAAGGUUAUGUAAAAAGAAAUUAUAAUAAAAGGGAUACUCUGCUUUUCAAAUCCUUGUUUUCUCUUAAUCUAGGUAAGGCAUAUCCAAAAUAAAUAUGUAAAGAAGAAAAAUAAAAGUUGUCUUCAUGGAAGCAGCUGGUAUUCCUUGGUUGUACUGAGUUACAGUUAUCCCGAGGUGAAGUGGUUGGUGCUGCUAAAUGUGAAAACCAAGUGCCCUCAGCAGGUUUUUAUGUGGCAGAGUCUCUUUACUCUUAUGAGAAUAAGAUGGUUUACUUUUGACUCCGUUUAGUUCUUGGUUUCCUGUGCUGAGAUGCCGUAUGAUUCUGUGAUCCUUUGGCACACUUGGAAGUCCUUUCCAUGUCUUGCCAGUCUAGGAGAGGAGCCCUGUCUUAAUCUAGUUAAGAGAAGGUUACAGAAGCUCUGAGGUUAAUUUCAUGCUGAUAAUGACAACCCUGACAGCACUUACAAUUUCCAGUGCUUCUUCACAAAACUCCAUGUCUGUAUGAGUACAAAGUUUAAAAAAGAAAAAAAAAAAAAAAGACUGCUUUCUUAAAAUGCCUACUGUGACAGCCACUCAGGCCUCCUUCUUUUCUCCUUUGUCCCUCGAUUAUUGUUGAUGUAUGGGAUUUUUGCCCCUGAGAAGGCAUGUCUUUGAAUUUGGAGGUCAUGUCCAUGAUAUGGAUUAAUGAAAGCUAUAAUUCAUUUGGGGAUGAAACUUGUCCUCUUACCCAAUUGGCAUCAUCCUGUAACCUCUGAGUUAAAUGCAAUGGAACAACAGCUCUCCAAGCACUUUUAAACUCUGCCUUCAUUUGAAAGUUCAGUGUAUUAUUUUGUUAAGAAGCAGUGUGGUAUGGCUGGGUAAAGAAGAAAAAAGGAAAGCAUGUUGUCACUUGAGUGAGACUGCCUUAGAAAUGUUACCAAGUCAGGGUUGGGUGUUUCCUGUCCUUCGGAAGAGAACAGGCAUAAACAGCACCUUCCUCAUGCUGUAGCUACAAGGAAAGUACCAUGACUGGGAUUAGAGAUGCUUCCUUAGCUGAUUUUUAAUCAAGUGUAAAUUUAAAUACAUAGCAAAGGAUGGGAGUGAAAUGAUGUGGUAUUUUUACAGGUUCUAUUUCAUGUAAACUUUGUAUCUUGAAUGAAAUAUGAACUACCUAAAGAAUGAAAUUGGAAAUUCAGUGGGAGAAACAGUUGUAGAAUCAAAGACCUAUAUUUAAAUUUUGAACCUAAGUUACUGGAUUUUGUGCACAUUAAUUUCUUUAAGCUUCCAUUUCUUCUUAUGUAAAACUGAGGAAACUCUUGUAGAAUUAUUCUAAAGAUCAAAUAAAGACUUUAAAACAGUUA
Molecule: messenger RNA, 7125 nt
Organism: Sus scrofa (pig)
Lineage: Eukaryota; Metazoa; Chordata; Mammalia; Artiodactyla; Suidae
Gene: ZFP91
Product: ZFP91 zinc finger protein, atypical E3 ubiquitin ligase
Biological process (GO): regulation of transcription by RNA polymerase II
Cellular component (GO): nucleus
Source: RefSeq, a predicted model, not a curated record